Messenger RNA from Gongylonema pulchrum, 735 nucleotides. The record is from the annotation of a GenBank genome assembly. Lineage: Eukaryota; Metazoa; Nematoda; Chromadorea; Rhabditida; Gongylonematidae.
UGCGAAUAAAAUCAUACGAAUAAAUGUCGUUUUUAGAGCAUUUGAAUUAUUUGCGAAUUAUUUUCAAAAAGGCGCAGAUGAAAUUCCGCUUGCAUUUAUUUUGGGAUUUUUUGUCAAUGUUAUCAUACAGCGUUGGACAGAUGCUUUCAAGAACAUGGGAUAUUUGGAAAACCAAGCAAUCCAUAUCAGCAGUAUGAUAUUGGGUGACGAUGAGCGAUCACGCCUGUUCCGAAGAACGAUAGCGCGUUACCUAUGCUUGGCACAGGUGCUGGUGUUUCGUGAUAUUAGCGUACAGGUGCGGAAACGCUUUCCAACAUAUGAAAGUAUUGUUAAAGCAGGAUUCUUGUUGGAAGCGGAAAAAGAAAAGCUGGAAGGAUACGAUUUAAAUUUUGAUAAAUACUGGGUACCCAUAAAUUGGUCAUUUGCACUAGUCAUCAAAGCUCGACAGGAGGGACUUAUAUUUGCUGAAAACUAUGCGAUCAAAAUUACAGAUACAGCAAUGUACAUAGUGGAUGAAGCACACCAUGACUUGCCGCCACUUCAGAAGGAUCAGUUUUGGCUGAGGGGGGAAGUUGAGCCGAUGUAUUCCAAGGAUGCUGCUGCACUUCCAAUCAAUCCACUGAUCGGUUCUGCUGUUCGGGCAGCCAGUAGAGAUUCAACAGAUGAACCACCAGAGCCAGAAAUGGUGGCACGUGAGCCUUACAAAUAUCCCGAAGGAUUAUCACGUAUGUGAGA